GAGGGCCUUGGCGUACAUUGCGUUCCAAUCCGUCUUGUUCGAACGCUGCMUGGGUGGCUCCGCAAAAGCYCCAGUCCCUGUACCUGACCCUGAUGAUGAGUUCUUCGACAUCGAUGACAUAAUUGUACCCAUUGUAGAAGCAGAGACUGUAGUGCUAAUACUGGAACCAACCAAUGACUUGAGCAUGUCCAGUGUUUUCGCAGAAUUCGCAUUUUGCAUAUUGAAUGCGGCUGUCCCCAUAGCCAUCCCCGUUGGUGGUACCCCCGCUUGUUCCAUAUAACCAUCAAAACUUUUCAUAUCUAAGCUUUGUAAAAUACCAAUCGAUGGAGCAAAAGAUCCCAUCGUAUUUGUUGGAAGUGCCGGAGCACCUGGAUUACCGCCUACACCAAAUCCAUGGUUUGUGUCACUUGAUGGACCAUUAUUGGCAUGGUUUGCAGACAUCCCAGCUGCUGCACUGGAUGCACCGACGGAAGUCAUCCACGACGGUGGAAACUUCGAUUGGUAAGAGUUUAUUCCAACAGAUGAUUGCAUAGGAACAGAAGAAUUGGCGAAAUUUGCGGCACCAGCAUUUGAUUGCAGCCCCGCGUUGUUGGUGUUGCCGAACAUUGGCAUUUGAUCAACCCUGUAUUUUAAAAUGUCAUCUACCGUCGGUAUAACGUGAGAUUGUCCUGACGGUUGUCUGUUUGAUGAGUUAAAUAAGAAAUCGAGCUUGUU
Messenger RNA from Pseudo-nitzschia multistriata, 714 nucleotides. The record is from the annotation of a GenBank genome assembly. NCBI's taxonomy places the organism in Eukaryota, Bacillariophyta, Bacillariophyceae, Bacillariales, Bacillariaceae.